Molecule: messenger RNA, 2191 nt
Organism: Dicrocoelium dendriticum
Lineage: Eukaryota; Metazoa; Platyhelminthes; Trematoda; Plagiorchiida; Dicrocoeliidae
Source: the annotation of a GenBank genome assembly
CGAUGGCUACUUUACGAACCAGUGUUGAACGUGUUGCAAGUGUUUAUCGCAGGCGGCUACUACAAAUGAAUGAAUUGCAACAGAAGAUAAAAUCGCUCAAGAUGGCUACUUCGUACUACCCCCAGCUUGGUCUUCUGUAUCAUGAUUUAGUCCCCCACUCUCCUGUCAUUGCCGAGGCCAUUCGCCGCUUACCGCGGGAAGAGACCGAGGCGCGUGAUUUUCGGCUCGCUCGUGCUUUCCAGCUGUCAGCAUGCCAGACUGUUUUGCCGAAGGAGCAAUGGACCACGGCUGAAAAUGAUAUACCCUACUUGGAUCCAUACAUCGAUCUGACGCGUAAAGAAUGGCAAGAACGGAAAGAAUGGGACCACUUCAUUAACGCUCAAACGUAUCCUUAGUGGCAUCAUAGCGGUUUCUUGUCAACGUGUGUAGAUAGCAAAUAUACUCUUAAUCACAGACUUGUUCCAUCCUGCGCACUGCAGAUGUCUCGAUUUCUGUGCUAAUUAAUCCAUCGAUCUUCAUUUUUGCAGGUGAAAUGACUAUCAAAAAGAUACACGCUCGCCAGAUUUAUGACAGUCGUGGUAACCCAACAGUUGAGGUAGAUGUAACAACUGAUAAGGGUUUGUUCCGAUCCGCAGUUCCUAGCGGAGCAUCCACUGGUGUACAUGAAGCUCUUGAGCUGCGCGAUGGCCCCCCAGGCCACAUGGGGAAAGGCGUGAUGAAAGCAGUAGAUAACGUGAAUAAGACGAUUGCUCCCGCCUUAUUGAAGUCGAACAUUGCCGUAACUGAUCAAACUGCAAUUGACAAGUUGAUGCUUUCUCUGGACGGUACUGCAAACAAAGACAAACUUGGUGCUAACGCUAUUUUGGGCGUUUCCCUGGCUGUCUGCAGAGCUGGUGCCGCCGAAAAGGGCGUGCCGCUGUAUAAGUACAUAGCCAGUCUCGCGGGAAACGAUCAAGUGAUACUGCCAGUUCCAUCUUUCAACGUGAUUAAUGGUGGCAGCCAUGCGGGAAACAAAUUGGCUAUGCAAGAAUUCAUGAUAAUGCCCACUGGCGCUACUUCAUUUAAAGAAGCCAUGAAAAUGGGAAGUGAAGUGUACCACAACUUGAGAGCCGUAAUCAAAGAAAAGUAUGGGUUGGACGCAUGUAAUGUCGGUGAUGAAGGUGGAUUCGCUCCCAAUAUUCAAGACAACAUGGAAGGAUUGGAACUGCUUCGGACCGCCAUCGAAAAGGCCCAUUACACGGGAAAAAUCAAGAUAGCAAUGGACUGUGCUGCAUCAGAGUUUCAUAAGCAGGGCAAAUACGAUCUGGAUUUCAAAAAUGUUAAAUCUGCACCAGAUUCUUGGAUUUCUUCCGAGUCAUUGGCUGACGUCUACAAAAAGAUGAUGAGCACUUAUCCAAUAGUCAGCAUCGAAGAUCCAUUUGAUCAGGAUGACUGGGCUGCCUGGAGCAAGUUGACCGGAUCGUGUGAUAUUCAGAUCGUUGGCGAUGACUUGACGGUAACGAAUCCCAUUCGCGUACAGCAAGCCAUCGACAAAAAAGCCUGCAAUUGUCUUCUGCUCAAAGUUAACCAGAUUGGAUCGGUGACGGAAUCUAUUCAGGCUUGCAAACUUGCACAGUCCGCUGGUUGGGGUGUGAUGGUUUCACACAGAUCUGGAGAGACAGAGGACAACUUCAUUGCCGAUCUAGUUGUUGGUCUUUGCACUGGACAGGUACAGCUCUCAUUAUGAUGAUUAUGCACGACUCCACAAGUUGCUGAGUGUGGUCUCCCAGACUGUUAGUUGGGGUCGAAGAGGACUGGUUGCCGCAACCUCCUGAGUUAGUCACCUGUUUGGUUGGUUCGCAUAGAUUUGAAUAUCGGAUUUGCCGUUGACUGUUGCAUUUUGCCUUUUGUAUUACGUAUAGUUCUAAAUAAGGUGCUUUUUUUCCGGCUAUUUUAGUGCUUCGUUCUUUUUUUAUAGAUCAAAACAGGAGCACCCUGUCGCUCGGAACGUUUGGCAAAGUACAACCAAUUGUUGCGCAUUGAAGAAGAUCUGGGCGCUGCAGCUAAAUAUGCUGGAGAACACUUUCGCCGACCUUUAAAAUGACGGAGAACGAUGUAGCCUUCACCUAUGUCCAAUUUAGUCCUCCGACGUUACAUGUCUCUGUUAGUUGUUCCUAACCAAUUAUAAAUACUUGCUCACUGUGUGCUAAAA